GCUUUAUCCUUUCUCUUUCUCUUUCCUUGUGACCAUCCUCUGCAACCUGCAACUCUCUCUCUCUCUCUCUCUCUUCGAAUUUGGUUAGAAGGAGAAGGAGAACAAGGAACCUCUGGAAGGAUUUUGUUUCAGAAAGGGCUAGACAAGAUGAUGCAUAUGACUUUCUAUUGGGGUAGGAAGGUGACCCUGCUAAUCGACUCGUGGAAGACCGAUUCAUGGACAGGUUACGCUCUGACCUUACUCGCUUGCUUCCUCUUCUCCCUAUUCUAUCAAUACAUGGAGGAUCGUCGUGUUCGAUUCAAAGUCCUCGCUACGAGUAAGAAGCCCUCCAGUAUCCCAUCGAUCGAUACCCCUCUGCUUCAUCCAAGGCUCGCCGGAAGUCGCUGGAGUAAUCCCGCCAGGUAUGCCGCUGCUACCUUGUUCUUUGUUAAUUCGUCCAUCGGGUACCUGUUGAUGCUCGCAGUCAUGUCCUUCAAUGGAGGUGUCUUUUUGGCUAUCGUUUUGGGGCUUUCUUUUGGGUAUUUGCUGUUCAGGAUCGUUGAAGAAGAAAUCUUGGCUGUGGAGAAUCCCUGCGCUUGUGCUUGAGAUUUGAAAUUUGAGAUUUGAGAUCUCUCUUGGAUCGUUACUUAUAUAUAUAUAUAAAGGAAUUUCCUUUGUUUGGUUUUCAACUUAUGAUUAUCAAUUCCAUACUUGGUUGUUGUUCAAACUCUUGAUUUUUCCUGUAAAUAAUCAUAAGAGAUCCUUUGGUAAAGGAAAAAAAAAAAAAAAGGGAGAAUUUUCUCCUCCAAUUUGUUGAAGUUUGAACUAA
Messenger RNA from Macadamia integrifolia, 808 nucleotides. RefSeq names its product copper transporter 5.1-like. NCBI's taxonomy places the organism in Eukaryota, Viridiplantae, Streptophyta, Magnoliopsida, Proteales, Proteaceae. Gene Ontology annotation, cellular component: plasma membrane. The record is from RefSeq and is a predicted model, not a curated record. Gene Ontology annotation, biological process: copper ion transmembrane transport; intracellular copper ion homeostasis. Gene Ontology annotation, molecular function: copper ion transmembrane transporter activity. The transcript has a single exon. Bases 148 to 585 code for a protein of 145 amino acids.